UUCUCGUGUAUCAUGAAAUAUGAUCAUGCCUGGUGAUGGUCAGUGUCUGGGGCUCGAGACUGGCCCCCGGACCCGAGUCUUACUUUACCGAUGAUAGUUCCUUUAACGUAGCGACUGGAAUAUUUUUAUUGCGGCGGAAACGAUGGCCGUACAAUUUAGUUUUUCUUAACUACUGUGUGGAGAAAUAUGUGUUCCGUGUUUGUUCAUCUUUUCACCCGUGCCUUAGCUUUCAGAACUGCCAGUACACUGCGUGAGUGUGACAGUCUUUGUCACGUCCGUUUCAAGGUUUAAUUGAGUUCACUAAUUUUCUUGUGAAUUGAGCAUAUCUUAAAAAUUGUACCCCAAUACCUUCAGGCGUAUUCAUACCUCAGUGCUUCAUUACACAAAUUCCAUAACUAAGUACGAAGUCUCACGAGCUAUUAUUAAAAAAAAGUUGUGUCUAUAUCACGCUAGUAACAAUAGUACGAGGAUGACCAGGACUGAAGAACUUCACUAAUGACGGCUUCUCCGGCGCUUCGGCCUCAGGUGCUUGCGCUCUACAAGCGCAUCCUCACCUGCGCCAAAACUUGGCAGGCUAAGAACCCGAUACAUACGGAAGAGGAACGGAUGUACAUUAGAGAUGAAGCGCGAAGACUCUUCAGUGCCAAUAGAAACCUUGCGGAUGAGAACAAAAUCCGGCUUUGCAUUCAAGAAGGUGAAGCCAGGUUGGAAAUAGCGCGGCACUACCAGAUGCCGUAUCCUCGGCCUGUUCACUUCCCGCCCAAGUCAAUCACGCGCACGCAGCAGCGCCUUUGGGGCUCCGCCAACCUCCGCCGACAGAGCAGAAGUCGCCCUAUUUAUAUCAAGACGCUCGAUCAGGACAGCGGAGCCAAGUCUUCAUAGCAAUCGAUAUGUUUUGGAUAACUGUCAAUGGGCUCUCAUUAAAAACUUGUGCGCUUCUUUGAAUAAAGAGUAUACUUUAGGAAUAAUUUCUACCUCCCACUAGCGUUUGCGAUUUAAAUUAUCAAUAGCAACAAUAGAGAUUGCGUGAAGAUGAUCAUUUUAACAUAACAUAAACAU
Molecule: messenger RNA, 1059 nt
Organism: Hyalella azteca
Lineage: Eukaryota; Metazoa; Arthropoda; Malacostraca; Amphipoda; Hyalellidae
Product: LYR motif-containing protein 1
Exons: 3
Coding region: 496-882 (128 amino acids)
Cellular component (GO): mitochondrion
Source: RefSeq, a predicted model, not a curated record